UUCAACAUGGCGGCUUGUGCUGCUUAGGUGACCAGUAACACGACAAACCAGCAACACAUGUGUUGCGACAUCCUUAAUGAAUAGUUGUUACAGCGGAAUCUAUUGUUAAUACAUAACCUCAGUGAAAAAAAACACAUGCUAGAAGUCACUCUAGCCCUAAGUUGUCCUGAAGAUAUUGUUUUGCUACUAGAUUCUAGACUAUACUACUAUACUAUGCCGAGUCAGGAUUUGUGAGCUUCCCGUUACCUGGCAGUUAUUGUGCUGGGACAGAACCAGACACCAAUACCAGAGAUCGUCUUUUUGUGACCUGUUUUGUUAAUGUUUGUACCACCUCUAAUUUGUAGCAAAAAUGAUCAAAUCAGAAAAUAUCAUGGGGAUCUUACAGCCUCCUGUUCCUGAAACAGACGAGGCCCCCGAGAAUGACGUGACCAACAAUACCAUCACCCUCCCCCUGUGGGGCCGGCUUCACUUUGUGCGGGACUCGCAGGGCCAGCUGUUCGUCUCUGGGGUUGUGGCCUAUUGGAUGUUUGGCACAUUCUCCACCAUCUUUGUGCUCCUUCACCCGGCCUAUGAGGACGGCCAUGUGUCGCUGCCUGUUGUAUAUGGUUUUUACGCUGUGUCUGGCCUGUGUCUCCUGUCAUUGAUGCGAGCUUCCCUCACAAACCCAGGAAGGAUUCCAAGCUACGACUUCAGCAAACACGCAGAGACAGGCUGGACAUUGUGCCAACGAUGUAAUCGCAUGCGCCCGCCGCGCUCCCACCACUGUCGCCGAUGUGGUCAGUGUGUCAUGAGGAUGGACCACCACUGCCCCUGGAUCAACAACUGUGUCGGAGAAGACAACCACUUUGCCUUUGUGCAGCUGCUGGUCUACGCCUUCCUGCUGGGCUUCUACUCCUUCAUCCUGCUCAUGUGCCACUUCUGGGUCUUUCCAAAGUGCAACAGUUGUAACAGGGAUGCUAUUUAUAUCAAGCACGGCAUCUGGUUCAUGUACGUGGACUUCCUCCUGGCACUCAACAUCAUGUUUAUGAUGGGCGUCAUGGUGACGCAACAACACUUUCACCUCAUCAUUAACCGAACGACAAUAGAAACAAUGUUGAAACCUCCCAAGGCCAAAGAAAUUACGGUGAGGCAGACCUACACUGCCUACAGGGAGCUUUGUGGGCGGGGCCUACCUCUGUUCUGGUGGCUUCCCAUUGGUCGACGGCGGCCACUCCUCCCAACCUCCCACAGUCAGAAUGUCUGAGGGUGUCCAAUUGAAAUGUUUAUGUGUGUAGAGGAUUUUUUUAUGGCUUGCGGACUCCGCUUCUCUAGACUGACAGAGAGAGAUAGUGGGAGACAGAGAGAUAGUUAGAGACACAGAGAUUUAGGGAAAAACAGAGAGAUAGAGACUGAAAGAAACAGAGAGAGAUGAAGAAACAGAGAGAAAGAGAGA
Molecule: messenger RNA, 1432 nt
Organism: Aplysia californica (California sea hare)
Lineage: Eukaryota; Metazoa; Mollusca; Gastropoda; Aplysiida; Aplysiidae
Product: probable palmitoyltransferase ZDHHC21
Exons: 8
Coding region: 350-1243 (297 amino acids)
Biological process (GO): protein targeting to membrane; peptidyl-L-cysteine S-palmitoylation
Cellular component (GO): endoplasmic reticulum; Golgi apparatus
Molecular function (GO): protein-cysteine S-palmitoyltransferase activity
Source: RefSeq, a predicted model, not a curated record